AUGGCUGUGCAGGCCCAGUACCCCUCCAAUCUCCUCUUCCACGAUAGAGGUGACCCGGAGAGGGCGGACAUGGACCUGCCCAAGCAGCAGCAUCAGCAGCAACACCAGCAGCAUCCGCAGCAGCUCGCCGGACUCUCGCCGGCGGUCUAUUUUGCCAGUGGCGGAGCCAGUGGGAAUCGGAGGAAGCGCGCCAGGGAGGCCAUGGCGCCGCCGCCGCCGGCCAAGGAGGAGUACAUCGGCCUGUUCGCGCAGCACUCGGCGCCCUUUUUUAACAUGGCGCAGCUCCACAGCAGCAGGGUCGCGGCGUCCCCGUCCCCUGCCCCUGCCUCUGUGACGCGCGUGUCCACGGGCCUCCGCCUGGCAUUGGAUGAGCAGCAGCAGAGACAGAUUAAUUCCUUGUGUUACCCGUCCUCGUCGUCGCCACUCGUUCCCUUCUCCGAUGAGUUCGCCGGACAGAUGAAGCAGCACGGCGACGAGCUCGACAAAUUCGUCCGGGACCAGGGCGAGCAGCUCCGGCGGGCCAUCGCCGAUCGGAUGCGCCACCACAACCGGGCACUUCUGGUGGCGGCGGACAAGUCGGCCUCGCGCCGGCUACGGGAGAAGGCGCUGGAGGCGGAGCGCGAGGCGCGGCGCGGCGCCGAACUGGAGGAGCGGCUCGCGCGGCUACGCAACGAGGCGGCGGCGUGGCAGGCCAAGGCGCUCUCGGAGCAGGCCACCGCGGUGGGCCUUCACGCGCAGCUCCAGCAGGCCGCCUCCGCGGCGCGGGCAUCCUGCGAGGAGCUGGGCGGCGGCGACGCCGGCCCGGCCGAAUCGUGCUCGUCGGCGUACGUAGACCCUCGCCGCGCCGGGCCUGACCGCGCGUGCCACGGCUGCCACCUCGGGGCGGCCACGGUGGUGCUCCUGCCGUGCAGACAUCUGAGCCUGUGCCGUGACUGCUUCGCCGCCGGCGACAUGGACGUGGCCAUGGCGUGCCCUGUAUGCCAUUGCGUGAGGACCGGCAGCGUGGAGGCCAUCCUGUGUUGA
Messenger RNA from Triticum turgidum subsp. durum (durum wheat), 1023 nucleotides. NCBI's taxonomy places the organism in Eukaryota, Viridiplantae, Streptophyta, Magnoliopsida, Poales, Poaceae. The record is from the annotation of a GenBank genome assembly.